Messenger RNA from Besnoitia besnoiti, 2853 nucleotides. RefSeq names its product ribophorin i protein. The transcript is spliced from 11 exons. Gene Ontology annotation, cellular component: oligosaccharyltransferase complex; membrane. Bases 1 to 2853 code for a protein of 950 amino acids. Lineage: Eukaryota; Apicomplexa; Conoidasida; Eucoccidiorida; Sarcocystidae. The record is from RefSeq and is a predicted model, not a curated record.
AUGGAGCGACGCAAAGGUCUCCGAUCUGCUCCCUUCUCGUCGUCUGCCUCCGCGCCUCUUGCACCUCUCUCGUCUGAGCUUUCUUCACCCUCGCCGUCCCCCUCGCCGUCGCACUCUCAAUCCCUUCCAUCUUCUUCUGUCUCUGGUCACGCUUCCUCUCUUCCUUCUUCUUCUCUUCCUCUUCUUUUUUCUUCUUCUCCCUCGUUUUCUUCUUUGACUUCGGCGGAGCUCGACCCGCACACGAGAGCGAACGGUGCUCCACGGUGUGGUCGGAGCUCAGCCAGGAUGUCUCGCCGCGACUCGAAAGCCGUUACCUCUCUUUCCUCGUACACAUCAAUCUCCUCGCCUGCGGCAUCGUCCCCCUCUCUUUCUUUGCGCGCGUCGCCCGCGCUCUCUUCUCCGUUGUUCCAUCGCGUUUGCGCGCGCGCUCCUUCCGCCUUCUCCCCUGCGUGCCGCACAGCCGGUCUGCUUCUUCUCUUCGCUCUGUUGCUCGCUGCCGCCUCCCCUCUGUCUCCUGCUUUCUCGCAUGCGUCGUCGUCUUCCGCUUCGCUCUGCAGCUCUCGACUCUUUGUCUUCGCAGAGGCGUCUGCCUACCGCUUCGACAGCCUCGAAAUCGCGCACCGUGUUCCAGAUCUGCUGCACCCGCUGCCCUUCCCGGUGGAUGCCACGGCCUGCAGUCUGAAGACGCUGAGAAUCCAGGGCGAGAAAAUCCGAGAGACAAGCUUGAAAAAGCGCACGCAGUGGCGACGAGGCGAAGAAUCCAACGAAGUCUUGGAGGCGGCGAUGAAGAGUGGCGUCGUCAUUCACAAGCUCGAGCGGCGCCUUGACAUGCGGCGGCAAGUCAAGGUGUCGGUCAAGGCGACCUUCGCGAACCACGGGCGAGAAACAGUGAAGGACUUGUUUAUUCUUCUCCCUUUCCACGAGGCUGUUCAGGUCGGUUGGCUGUCGGCGACGCAGGGCGGGAAGGCGGUCGCGGUCGAGGCGGUCUCCUCGCUUCCGCGGAUCUCCGCGUUUUCGCCGAGCUCGCCCUCUUCGCUCUCGAAGAGUCCGCUGGUCGUGGAGGAGAUCGACGAGGCCCUGGUGCGGGCGGCCGGGCUUGCGCCGGCAGCCGCGACCCCAGAAGAGGACGCCGACGAGGCGGCUUGCGGCGUGUUUGUGCUCAAGCUGAAGCUGCGAAGGCGCCUGGAGCCGGAGAGCAAAACAACCGUGGACAUUACUUAUUUCCUGGGACGCGCCUACCGGCCGACGCCGCGCGCCGCGCCUCCAACUGCAGUCCAGUCGGUUCUCUUCGCCGCGACCGCGGCUUGGCCCGCGCCCUAUCCUGCGCCGCGCGGCAGCUCGACGGCCGUCGCGCUGGCGCCCAACCUCUCGUUCGGCGCAGCCGGCGCGGCGCGGCUCGUCAAGAAGUACGGCUUCAAGCAGCAGUCUCCGCCGCAGGGCCCAUGGGUCGUCUCGUCCGCGGAGCCUGUGCUGCCUUUCGAGGUUGGCCGGCCGUUCAUCCUCCACAUGCCGCUGCCGCUGCAUCUCGGCUAUUUCCUCUCCGCGGAGCGCUACAUCGAGGUCUCGCACUUUGGCAACGUUUUCGUUCACGAGUGGUACCGGCUGCACAACGAUGCUGCACAACCCGAGGGCGGCUACGACGCCGCCGCAGUCGCAGGGCUGCAUGGCGUGCAGGCUGGUGCGCCGCGGUUUUCGCGCUUUAUGCGGCGCGAGGGUCAGCCGGAGCCUCCGCCGCCUCCGCAGACGCACCUGCUCACGCACCUCGUCGCGGCGCUUCCGAAGCGCGCCUUCUCCCUGGAAAUUUUUGACCAAAUCGGCAACGUGUCUUCCACGCGCGCCGCGCGCAUCGGCCCUGAGGCGAACCCGACUUACACCGAGCUGGAGGUCUACCCUCGCUUUCCUCUGCUCGGGGGCUGGAAUACCGACUUCCAGUUGCAGUACAAUCUCCCUGCGCGAACGGUUGUGUCCAAGCACGUCGACGCGCACCGCUACACGCUCAACGUGACUCUGUCGCCGCCGUUUCGAGACAUCUACACCGAGGACCUUUUCCUCAGCGUGGCGCUCCCGUCAGGCGCGCAUAACAUCAACGUGACGUCGCCGCGGGCGGUCGAGUGGGAGAAGACUGAGACGCUUCACUCAUGGCUGGAUAUCGUCACGUCGCGGCCGCUGGUGAAGCUAUACUUUCCUUCGACAUUCGUGCCUGACCGCUACAUCCUCCAGCACAAAGUGCAAAUCGCCUACGACUACCCGCCCUUCCUCGCUGUCGAGAUCUUCAAACAGCUCCAGCUCUGCGUCCUCAUUUUCCUCGUCUUCCUCGCUGUCAUCUUUCUCCAGCGCAUGCGCUUCCACAUCGCGUCUCCCAAGGAAGCGAAGGAGCUGGAGACGGAGGAGACCGCUCUGUCGAUCGCCGACCACUUGCUCGAGGUUUUCGAGGAACUCUCGCAGAGCUCAGACGAUUUGAUUGAGGCCACGAGGCGCCUCGCUUCGUCGAACGACUCCGAUGGAGAGAAGAAGCAUCUCAGCCUCCUCUCAGAGUGGAAGGCGAGCCUGCACGCGGCCUCGAGAGCCCUGGAAGAUAAUUUGGGCCUCCUGACCAAAGAGGCCCAAGAAAACUACUUCCCUGGCUUGAGGAGGAGCUUCCAGCUGUACGGACACCACGUCGAAGGCCUAGCCACCUGCCUCAUGGAGUGCGAAGGACAGUCGACGCGCGCAGCGGAAGUUGCGCAGGCUCGAGCGGAUUUGGCCGCGACGGAGCUUUUGAAGCAUAUCCAGCAACCCGAGGGAGGCAUCAAGAAACGUGCCGAGAGGGAAGAUUCUGCGCGACAGGAGAGCGCCGAAAAGAAGACUAACUAG